Hyla sarda is the source of this 4157-nucleotide messenger RNA. RefSeq names its product STIL centriolar assembly protein (gene STIL). The transcript is spliced from 17 exons. Gene Ontology annotation, cellular component: centrosome; centriole. Bases 364 to 4134 code for a protein of 1256 amino acids. Gene Ontology annotation, biological process: centrosome duplication; smoothened signaling pathway; mitotic spindle organization. The record is from RefSeq and is a predicted model, not a curated record. Lineage: Eukaryota; Metazoa; Chordata; Amphibia; Anura; Hylidae.
GACGCAUGCGCAGAAUCAUCCCUUCCUCUUUGGUGCCGUUUGCUUGUUUGAAUUAGAUCUCUGGGAUUGGCUGAACGCUCGCUCGGCGGCGGCGCUGAUUGGCUGAGAUAGCUUCACGUCUCGCUUCUGAUUGGUUUAGAGGAAGGAGCGGUGUCCCGGGCCCUGGGGACUGCCUGGCGCCAUCUUCGUAGUUGCGGCUGGUAUGUGUGCGGUGUGAGGGGCCGGUAACUGUCAUUGUUUAUCACGGAAAACUCCUCCCUGGGGAGCUGCCGCCACUCCUGCCGCCCAGGUCUGCACCGAGGUGUGGUGAAUGAGCGGAACAACGGGCAGACAGGUGACUGCAUCAAUGCUGUGCCCCAGGAUAUGAGCACAAAAAUGAGUCUGAAGAGCGUGCAGUACCAUAAGGAUGCAAAACCCAUGGCCUGUGAGAAUCAGAUUAAUAUAAGGAAUAUGUCUGCUCGGAUGCUCCCAAUUCAUUUCCCUCCAUCUAAAACUGUGCUUUGGGAUUCCACCCCCAUGGGAGAUCCCAUAGGAUUACAUUUCAGCUAUUACAGAAAUCCUCGCCUGCUGCUGUCUGAAAAAGCUUUGCGGCUGUCUUAUCGUCAUGCCAAAACAGAGAGGAAAUUGUUCUCCUGUAUCCUACUUGGCUCUUUUUCUGUGGAUGAUGAUGAAGAAGGCUUAACCCUAGCGAUGGAUCGUUUUGAUCCAGGCCGCGAGAAGGCAGGCAAUUUAGGAAAAGUUCCAUCUGCCCUCUUACCUGGAGAUUUUGCUGUUCCGUGCACUUUGUGUCCAAAGGAAACUACAGGAGACGUUGUGCUGCACACUCCUGAGGACUUCACAGCUUCCUUCAAGGGUCUGCAGAGUCAUCUUCACAGCAAAGAAGCCUUGGAUCUCUCCAAAUUGCUCACUGUGAGAGCUCAUAUCACUUACUCGGAGAACAUGGACAAUCUUCACUUUGAUCUUCGCUGGGCGGCUGUCACUGUAGCGAAUACAUUUGAAAGUACUCCCAUAAAGCCUGUCCCAAUUAUACCCACGGCCCUCGCCAGGAACCUGAGCAGUCACAAUAUUGCCCAGCUUCAAGGAACACACAAAUGCGGGUAUUUGACAAUGGAUCAAACCAGGAAGUUGCUCCUUGUACUUGAAUCCGAUCCCAAGGCUUACACCUUGCCUCUUGUCGGAAUUUGGUUGAGUGGCAUCACACACGUCCACAGUCCUCAGGUGUGGGCCAGCUGUCUGCGGUAUAUGUACAGUUCUUCUAUUAAAGAAAGGGUGCUUUCGGAGUCUGGCAGUUUCCUCAUAGUCCUGUAUUCCCUCACCCACAAGGAGCCGGAGUUCUAUGAAUGUCUUCCUUGCAUUGGCCAUGAUCCCCUUGGCUUUCAGUUGUUGACAUGUGAGGAUGCAUUACAUCUCUUUAAGAAUGUGGAAUCUUCGAAGCAAUCUCAUCUCCAGUUUGAGCUUUCCACUGAGAGCCAGAAUUCAGAAGCGUAUCUGUUUAAUGAAGUUUCCAAGACUAUUUCAGCUACUGUAUUCAAACCAAAUAUGUCUCCUUGUAAAUUAUCCGUGAGUGACCAUGAUUCUGGAGUGGAAGAUGAGGAUUUUUCUCCUAGACCUUCUCCUCGUCCUCAUCCAUCAUUACAGCAGGCUACUAAAAUCCACCCAUGUGUGCCGGAGCUGUCUCUAGUAUUUGGAAGCCACGUAGAACAAAGACCUGGAGCCCAGUAUAAUAGCGGUAAGAAGAUGCCACCAUUAUCCUCAACACCGAAAACCACCAAUCAGGUCCUGAACCCAUCGUGUCAUAAUAAUGAACCACUUGUGAAAGAAACUUCUGCAAAACCUUCGCUUAUGCCGUUUAAAAAUACCAAGAGCCAAGCUAUGAAAUCGUCUAAAGUCAGAUCAGCCGAUAAACCAUAUAUUCAUCAGAAUCCAAAGGGGCAAACUAGAAGGAAUUCCACAUCUUCAUCUGCGUCCUCGUCUUCUCUGUCCACACCGCGCACGGGCUGUUCACCGGACACGUCGGUUCACCAGGUCCGGGGUUCAGCCGAGCUCGAUCUGAGCUGCCAUGAGCAGCCAAUGAUUCCAUCCACUCACUUGUCCAGACAAUCCCCCCUAUUGCAGUCUCCGACUCCCAAUGUAACUUUUCCUCUUCCACCAAGGAAGCUUCCGGAAAUGCCCAAACAAGCUCCUAACUAUUCCCCUUGCCAUCAAGCCAAUGUCUGUUGCCACAAUAUUGGCCCACAUCAAUGUCAUUCUGCAAGUUCUUGGCCAGUGAUGAGCGGUUAUGGCAACCAUUGUGGCCCGGAGGGCCCAUCUGACCCUUCUGGAAAUAUUGUUUCCCCGUAUCCAACUAUGUGCUGCAAUGCCAUGUAUCCGAGCAGUUGCCAAAGUGGAACUUCGAGAGCUGGGAGUUGCUCGUCACCAGUAGAGAGCGUCAUGUCGCCGGGCAGGAGAGAUUCUUUACCGAUGAACGUGUGCAGUCCUCGGUCAUGCCAGCAUGGUGCACCACCGGCAAUGUCUACAGCUAAUGGGAUGUUGGGAUUGUCUACAGAAGCUUUCCAGCUCCUAGCCGAACAGGACAGACAGCUGAAACUUCUUCAAAUUCAGAUUCAGCGCCUUCUAGAAGCCCAGAAUAAUUCUAAGGAGUCCAGUACCUCACAGACCUCGUCUUCUACACAGAAAGUGGCAGAAUCGGUGGCCACUGAAACAGAAGAAGCUGAGCCCGCCAAAAAAAACAGCGUCAGCAUAGCCGUUGGUACAGGUGCAAGCUUGUUCUGGAACACCCCUCCAUGUCCUGAGGAAGAGGAGACUAUGGACAAACAGGAUGAGUUUGACCUCUGUAAUGAACUGAGCGCCACUGUGAACAAUGAGCAAGAUGCGAGCCGCACCACCGUCGCUUCCUCCUUACACGCUGUAGACAUGUAUAGCUUCGCAGAAAGCAGUCAGCUGACGGACUGCGGCGACUACUCUGCCCUUGCACCAGCGCCCACGAGGAAUGAAUUGGUCUCCCCUCAGCCUGAAUACGACCGCAGAUCGUCUGGGAAUUCCGACCUGCCUGCUCUUCCCCCAGAAAAGUUUUACAAGGACUUACUUAGUCAGGUGAACCAUUUACUGAAGAGCUCUACAAGUGAGGAUCGGGGUGAAAAUGAGUCCAGAACCUGUGAUCCUCCCUCUGAGAAGUCUAGCGAGUAUUUGCCCCCCAGGAACAGUGAGAAUGACCAGGACGGUGUACUGAAGGCUACGCUGAAGCAGCUCAAGUCACUAGGAGUGAACAUUGAACGAGAAACGGCAGACGUGAAGACGAGAAGGUCGGACUCUUCAGAUAACGCCUGCGUUCUUGCCUCCAUCAACCCAGGAGCUGUCAUCCCAAGACUAAACUACAUGUCAUUUACCAAUAUCGGCUUAAGCGGUUUCAUCCCCAACGGAGUGGACUUGAGCAUGGAAGCGAACGCCAUCGCCUUGAAGUAUCUGAGCGAGUCUCAGCUGACGCAGCUGUCCCUGAAUCGCGCCGGCAAAAACAAAUCCCUGGAUCCCUCUCCCCUCCACAGUCUUUUCCCAGGGAGCACGGAGAAGAGCCUCGUCGGCCUGAGUGUAAUCUCUCUCAACAACAUGUCCUUCGCCACUAAGAAGUACUUGAAACGUUAUAACCUGAUCGAGAGCAACGACAGCAGCGACGAUGACUAUGAUUAUGACGAGGCCGACCGCAUCGGCAGCAACGACGACCUCGCGGAAAGAAGCCGGGGAGCAUCCCCCGAUCCGUCUUUAAGGAAAGAAAGUUUUGAAUUUGUUUCCGACCCCAAACCCAACUUGAGAAUCCCGGACAGAGCCAUUCGGGAAUUUUCUCGCAACGCGGAGGCGAAUACCUUAAGGAACGUAACUAAUGAGAUCACCGGGAGGGUCGCCACCCCUGGGGUGCAAACUUCUGAGGAGACGUCUCUGCAGGUCUUAAAAGAUAUUAACCCCAGGGCCAAGCUGAACCCCGGAAAGGGCCACUUCACCGCGCACCCAGAGAAGGAAAAUGGAAGACUUUCCCCGCUGUUGAACCCCAGGGAGUCCGCUAGGAAGGUCUCGGGCCCUGGCGGCUCCGCAGGAGACAUCUUGGAUGUCAACAGACUCCGUCAGCUCCCGAAAUUAUUCUGAGCCAUUAAACUGGAUCUAUUGAA